AUGUAUAGCAAAAGAAAAAUAACAGCAAGCAUUGAAGUGUAUCCAUCUGGUCGAGUGUACUCAUUUACGGACAGACUCUCAAGCAAACGCUUGCGUAGAGAUUGUGGUUUUUAUAUUGAAAACGUUCGCAGAAUACAAGCGAGUAAUCUCAGUUUUUUUGCUCAACGCGUUAUUUCUUCAAUUACAAAGACAGUUAUGAGAUCAGACAAGUUCAAAUACCGCAGUAAAGCGUCUGGUACUUUCAAUUAUGAGUUACGUUUACGUGAAGCUUUAAAAGAUGAUCCAAAUUCAGAUAAAUUACUAAGUUUAAAAAGAAAAUGGAAAAAUGAUGAAUAUAUGUACAAUUGGGAUACUUAUGUAGAUGAGAAAGAGAACCAAAAAGUUGAUAAAAAAGUCAAGAAAAUAAAACGUCAAGCACACUCUGACUUUCAUGAUCAUUUAGAUAAUAGACUUAAAGCUAAUAUUUCGAAGAAGAGUCCAACCGGUGGAAAUCAAACUAACAAUAUACUGGUGCCUCAAUUGAUGGAAUUUACUGAUAUUCUUCAUAAGACCGGAAAAGAUCAGACGCAAGUUCAGGUUAAUAAUGAUGAUGCAGGUAAUGAAAGAAAUGAUGAAAUUGAGAAUAUUGCUGAUAACAUUUUAAGUUCGUUUAUAUUUGAGAUUGAAGCCAAUAUCCAAAAAACAACCGAAGAAAAAUGGAAUGUAUCUAAAAUGAAAGAACUUAUAGAUAAGUACUAUAAGAUAAUAAUAGAUCAUUUUGAUGAAUUAUUAGAUGUUGAUCACAAGAAACUUAUUAUGGAAUUCAGUAAACCUCCUUAUGAUGAUUUUUCUUAUAAAUGUGAUGAUGAAUUUGUUUGGUAUCAGAGAAUAUUUAUUAAUUUGACUCGACAAUUUUUACGUAAUAGAGGUGCUCUAUUUGAUAAAGAAGCCUCUGAGCUUCGCUAUUACUUGAAAAUUGUGAAUCCCCUGCUUGCAGGGGCAUUUGAAAUGAUUGAAUCAAUGUCAUUAUCAUUGUGGAAUCAACGUGUACAUCUUGAUAAUGAAAUUUCGCAACUAUCAACUCUUGCUAUAUUAGUCUAUGGGAAAAUUUUUAGUUUCUUAAGCAUGCAUUACAUUAAUAAUGAGUUUGUGGUUAAGAAUUAUGAUGAUUUUAUAUUACCAACAAUAAAUGAGUGCCUGGUGAGACUACCAAAAAUAAUAGAAACGAUUGCCAAAUUCAAGAUAAGAAUUAUAAUAUAUCAUCGAGAAUAUAUGGCUAAUUUCUAUAAAGUAGUGCAUUCGCUAAGUGAUAACCUACCAAAUGCUUCAUCACAAAAGAAGAGAAACAAUUAUGGUCAUCUCUGA
This is a messenger RNA of Funneliformis mosseae, 1344 nucleotides long. The record is from the annotation of a GenBank genome assembly. Lineage: Eukaryota; Fungi; Glomeromycota; Glomeromycetes; Glomerales; Glomeraceae.